AUGAGCAAUUUCGACGACGUGCAGAACAAGUUCUACAACGACUUGCAUGCCCUACUAGCAACUGUACUGAGGUCGGACGAACUGAUUGUCUUUGGUGACCUUGAUGCCGGCGUCGGCACAAACCAUGCUGCCUGGUAAGAGUGCUCGGUCGUCAUGGGAUCGGCAGCUGCAACAUCAAUGGCCUUUUCGUCAAACAGGCCUGCAAGGAACACAGCCUUCUCCUAAUCAACACCAUUUUCCGUAUCUCAAUGAAGGCGACGUGGGUGCACCUCCGUUAUCAUCACUGGCAUCUGCUGGACAACGUCCUAAUCUGGAGGUGUGAUCAGCAUUACUUGCUCGUAACUAAGGCGGUGUGCAGUGCUGACUGUUGGGUCAUCGCCUGGUCGUCUCCAAGAUGAGGCCCCAACUGCAACCGCGCAGAUGACCGCAAAGUUAGUUAAAUACUGUACUUUUUAAUACGGCCGAGCGUCCGUUAGAUCUUAACAAUUAUAUUAACUCCAAACUGGAAGGAAUGCAAAUCUUAGGGGCGCAUCCCAAUGUCAGAACCCAGUGGAGAAGGCUGCAAAAUACCAUCCAGGCAACCGCGGUGGAAGCCCUCAGCUGCACACGCCGUCAGCACCAGGAUUGGUUUACUGACGAAGAAGCCCACCUUCUCUCCUAGAAACACAGUCUGCACGCGACCUACACCAUCGAAAGCAACAAUACCAAUCCCAUUGUCAACGUCUGGUACAGUAGAGACUGAGGAAGAGGUAGAACGACUGACUGACUGCACCACUUCUGAGCGCAGAUAAGCGACCUUCGUGACGCAGAAGUCAUGGAUUCUGGAGUGCUGGGCCGCGCACUAACAGGACGUCGACAAUAUGCGAAGCAAUCAACCGACUUUUUCAAGUGGACAACAGUCACGACCUCAAUCACCCGCCACCUCUCCUUGAGACAAUUAAAGCAGUUCAACAGCUUUCCAGUGGAAAAGCACCAGGAUCAGAUGCAAUUCCAGGCGAAGUCUAGGACUACGGCGACCCACAACUCGUAGAAAAGCUUACCUCGCUAUUCCAGGAGAUGUGGCGACAAGGAUACACCUCCAGAACCUCAAGGCUGCCAUCAUUGUGCACAUCUACAAAUACACGGAUAAGGAAGAGGAAGGUGACAAUCACAGAGGCAUCUCCCUUGCAGCAUCGCAGGAAAAAUGUCCUCCGUGCUUUACUCAAUCGCCUGAACGCGCAUCCGGUGUCGGGAUGCCUUUAAUAGAAGUGGUGCGGAUUCCGAAAACACCGCGGAACCACAGACAUGAUCUUCGCGACCCGCCAACUGCAGGAAAAGUGCCAGAAAGUGAGGACCAACCUUUACACCGCAUUCGUCAAUCUGACGAAAGCUCUCGACAUGACCAAUCCCGUGGACUCUGGAGGACCAUGAUGGAAUUCGAUGUCCAGAAUUAUUUACUCAACUGGUGAGAUACCCUCAGGACGUGAUGAUGGCUCACGUCACGGACAACGAGGUAAUUCCUGAAGCACUCGCGGUGACUGAUGGGGUAAACAGAGCUGUGUCCGCCCCACCCCAUUCAGUGUCAUGUUCUCCACCAUGCUGAUGGACGCCUACCUUAAGGAGCAGCCGAGGAUCGGCAUCAACUACUGAACCUAAACGCGUCUUUAAGAGUACCCACUGUGCGAGGAUGACUGCGCACUAAAUACUACAACGGAAGAGGACGUGCAGCAGUGUGGAGCUCCUAGCCUCCGGCUGCUCCAACUUCGGCCUGACCAUCCGCACUGAGAAGACAAUGGUCAUGCACACGCUAGCGAUAGGGCUGACUAUGCCAAAACCUGUAUCAACGUCAGUGGAACUCAUCCCACAGCAGUCGGAAGGUUCGCGUACCUUGUAAGCACGAUUUCAAGAGGCUUAAAGACUGACAACGAAAUCUCAAGUCGGAUUUUAAAGGCCAGUAAAGCUUUCGGUCGGGUAAAAUCCUUCGCCUGGAAUCGUCGCGGCAUCCUACUUAACAGAAACUUGAAGAUGUAUGGGGCUGUUGGCCUGACAACCUUCUUGUACGGGGCGAAGACGUGAAUUGCUAAGGAAGGCCAAGCAAGAAGACUCGACCCUUUUCACCUCAGGUGACUCCAAGGAAUACCGAAGAAGAGGUAAGAAAGGAUCCCAAUGAAAUCCUGGAGGGAACCGACGUCAUCGGCUUAUAAACUUUGGCCGGAAUCGCGUCGGAUCCCGGCGUUGUCCCGCUAGAGAGUUAGUGCACGGCUCGUAUUGUUUCUGGAAGAGAAGGCAGGAGGUCCAGGUAGUCGUUUGUUUUCACUUGAGGGUGCCAGUCGUUGGCGACGUCGGAGAUUGUAGAUGGGCGACUGAGAGGGCUACUCAAUUGCUCAACCCAGCGCUUCAGAAUCUGUGAUUUCUUCGCCAGAAUCUUUGUCCCAUCGGAGCUGAGAAGCGGUGAGGUUUCUUUGGUUGGGGGCCGUAAAGCGCCUCCUUGUGUGAGGCGAAGUUCUUUGUUUCAUUGUGAUCAGCAUACUCCUGGAUUUCCUUGGCCUUGCACGUCAUUAAGUCGCUCUGCAUCUCCCACAGUCGUUGUUGAACGAGGCGGCGACAUUGGUAGAAGACGACUUUGCUUACACAGGCACGAUGGUCAAUUUGGGCCUUGUUAAUCUUAUGCUUUUCGGUGGGCAGGUUGUCGAUGUCUGGGUCGUCGUCUAAACAGUCCUGGUGUCGGCGACGUGCACGUCCGAGGACACCCAGAGCCGUGAAUUGGAUGGUAUUCCGCAGUUGAUACCACCGGGUCUACGCCGUGACGUUGUCGUCCGGGGCCGGCAGUUCUUCCAGGUGCUGGGCUAACUGAUUACCGAAAUGUAGGCGGUGAGCAGGAAAAUUCAACAAAACAGUAUAUAGCUUGUGGCCGUCUGCUAGGCUGCAGAUGGAGCUUCAUCUUCGGGAUGACAAGACCGUGAUCCGUCCAUCCAUCAGUGUUGCAUAUCGCCUUAGUCACCAGCACGUCCUGUCGAUCCCACCUCCGGAAGGGAACGUAGCCAAGUAGCUGCCAGCGCCGCGAUCGGGGGUGCAUCCGGGUCACCUUCUUCCGCACCGGAAGGCGAAAGAUGGUGUUCUUCACAGGUUCGUAGGGGAAGGCCAUUGUCGUUGCAGCCGCCGAUCCCGUGAAAACCCAACACCCCCUACAGGCAGCGCAGUCCGUCUCGACGCGCGCAUUAAAGUCGCCAAGGACAACCAGCUUGUCCGCCUUCGGCACAGAUGUCAGGAGUGCGUGCAAAUUUUGUAGAAUUUGUCCUUCGCCUCAUCAGAGCUGGCCAUUGGUGUGGCGUAGGCGCUGAUGAUGGUGGUGAAUUGGGAUCCCCAAAGAGGCAGACGCCGGCUCAUCAGUCGGUUGUUGAUGUCCCGCAGCAGACAGAGCAGUCGUCCCACGAUGUCGUUCUGGAUGGCAAAGGCGACGCCUGCGUCACAUCGCUCUGUCUUUAG
Messenger RNA from Spirometra erinaceieuropaei, 3465 nucleotides. The record is from the annotation of a GenBank genome assembly. Lineage: Eukaryota; Metazoa; Platyhelminthes; Cestoda; Diphyllobothriidea; Diphyllobothriidae.